CUUGCGCGUCUUUAGUGGAUUUCAUUUGUACAAAAGUUAUAAGUUGAUAAGUUAAGGUGUUUGUACGUGAGCUUUGUGUAUUGUUUAUGUGUGACCAAACCCAAAGAGAUUAAAUCUACAGUGACACAGAGCAGACAAAAGCAGCAAGUCCUCACAUUUACCAAGCUGAGAACAGGAAGAGUUAUGACUCAGUUGUCAAUAUAGCUGCCUACUAAACUUCUUGCAGUUGACUACUUCAUUAAUGAGCUAAUCUUAGAGGUGUGAAAAAUGUUGGUGAUGACGAGACAAUGGUAGGAUAGGUUUCUAACAGCUAAAAGUAAAUGCAAAUAUAAUUUAUGUUUACAUUUUCACAGUUAAAGCAACAUUUUGUAACUCUUCUCUUACAGAUUUUAAAUCAUAUCGAUGCUUCACUGACUCAUAAUAUUGACUGGACUGUGAGCUCAGAGCACCGGGGGGAGCGUGGUUUGGUUCAGGUCCAUGACGCAGGGGAAUGCUGACGGUGACCGGAGCUGUUGUGGUGCCAGAACCGGAGCUGGGCGAGCUGGGCAAUGCUGCAGCCGCCUCUAUGGAUACAGUGAGAGGUGAAGAGACCAAAGGUCAGGACUCCGUUCAAGCCAUGGCACAGGGACGUAUCGUGGGAGGAUACGCACCAGUUCCACAUUCAAUCAAGUACAUUGUGUCGAUACAGACCACAGACCGUCGGCACAUCUGUGGGGGUUCCUUGAUAAAUAAAUUCUGGGUAAUCACAGCGGCGCACUGUGACAUUGGGGUAAAAUACAUGAUGAUAGUGGCAGGGGACUACUCUCUGGCCAUCUAUGAGGGCACAGAGCAAGAAAUCAUGCCCCAACUUUUGGUUCCGCACCCUGGCUACAACAAAACCACCAAGAACAAUGACAUUAUGCUGAUAAAGCUGAGGGCCCCAGUCUAUCUGAACAGCUACGUGUCCAUCGCCCUGCUGCCCCGUCAUGGUGCCUCCAUAGCGGAGGGCAGAAUGUGUCGAGUGUCAGGCUGGGGUUACACCAGCGCCUCCGGAGGACAGAUUCCCUCCACCCUUCGCACUGUCAAGCUCCCAAUCGUCUCCACAGAAAAGUGCAACAGCAGCGAGUCAUUCAACGGCAUCAUCACAGAAAACAUGCUCUGUGCUGGUUUAAGCACCGGAGGGAAGGAUGCCUGUAAGGGAGACUCCGGAGGUCCGCUCGUAUGUGACGGUCGGAUCUACGGCGUGGUGUCCUGGGGGAGAGGGUGUGCUGAUGCCCAGUUUCCCGGAGUCUACGCCGCUGUGUCCAUGUUUCGCAGGUGGAUAGACAACACCAUAUUUAGCUACUACAAUAGAUGUAACUAGGGUUAAAGUCCAAUGUUACUGAGAUUUAAAAAAAACAGUGGAGACUUCAUUUUGAUUUCAGUUCUUUGAUUUAAUAUUUGUUCCAUUUGUGCACAUUUGGUUACAUUGUUGAUGUGUUAAAGGAAUAGUUUCACAUUUUGGGUAAUACCAAUAAAUCGCUUUCUAUCCAACACUUUUAGUCUAAAGUUCACCGGGCUGCAACGCGUCCAGAGUUGAUUGCGACAUGUUAUAACAACGUAAAUUACAGACACUAUCUGUAAAUAAAACCAACCCAACUAUUAUUGUAAGUAUUAUAUGAAGUUAUUGCUCAAUUUGGUACAGAAAAAUCACUUUAUUAUUUAUGCAGUAUUUUUCUGCUUUCUUAAAUUACAUACAAA
This is a messenger RNA of Larimichthys crocea (large yellow croaker), 1719 nucleotides long. RefSeq names its product trypsin-3. Gene Ontology annotation, biological process: proteolysis. The transcript is spliced from 5 exons. The coding region runs from base 491 to 1342 and encodes 283 amino acids. NCBI's taxonomy places the organism in Eukaryota, Metazoa, Chordata, Actinopteri, Sciaenidae. Gene Ontology annotation, molecular function: serine-type endopeptidase activity. The record is from RefSeq and is a predicted model, not a curated record.